This is a messenger RNA of Elaeis guineensis (African oil palm), 1577 nucleotides long. RefSeq lists its product as uncharacterized. The record is from RefSeq and is a predicted model, not a curated record. Gene Ontology annotation, molecular function: metal ion binding. Lineage: Eukaryota; Viridiplantae; Streptophyta; Magnoliopsida; Arecales; Arecaceae.
CCACUACCGCCUUCUUCCCCACAAGAGGCGCGAGAGAGCGAACGAGAGAGGGAGGGGGAGGGAACUGGCGUUGUGCAUCGCUUCGCUUCCAUCGCCGGCGUUGCAGAAAGGUUGAGCUCGGGGCUGCCACGCCACACAGAGAGAGAGAUGGGGGAGGAGGAGAAGAAGCCGGAGGAGGGGAAGAAGGAGGAGAAGCCGAAGGAGACGGAGGAGAAGAAGGAGGAGGCGAAUGCGGAGGAAGGGAAGAAGGAUGACGGCGGCGGCGGAGGAGGAGGAGGGGCGGGGGAGAAGAAGGAGGGCGGUGGGGGGGACGAGAAGAAGGGGGAGGCGGCACCACCUCCCCUUCCACCGGAGGAGAUCGUGAUGCAGGUUUACAUGCACUGCGAGGGCUGCGCUCGGAAGGUGAAACGCAGCUUGAAGGGAUUCGAAGGAGUGGAGGAGGUGAAGACGGACUGCAGGAUCCACAAGGUGGUGGUGAAGGGGAAGAAGGCGGCGGAGGAUCCGUUGAAGGUGGUGGAAAGAGUCCAGAAGAAGACGGGCCGCAGGGUGGAGCUUCUCACUCCCCUGCCGCCGCCCAAGCCGGAGAAGAAGGAAGAGGAGAAGAAGGAAGAGAAACCGAAGCCGGAGGAGAAGGAGGAGGAGCCACCAGUGAUAGCAGUGGUGCUUAAGGUCCACAUGCAUUGCGAGGCCUGCUCCCAGGAGAUUAAGAAAAGGAUCCUAAAGAUGAAAGGGGUCCAGUCAGUGGAGCCGGAUCUGAAGGCUGCGCAGGUCACGGUGACCGGGGUGGUCGACCCGGCGAAGCUGGUGGAGUACGUCUACAAGCGGACGGGGAAGCACGCGGUGGUCGUGAAGCAGGAGCCGGUGGAGAAGAAGCCGGACGACGAGAAGAAGGCCGCCGACGGCAAGGACGGCGGCAAGGACGAGAAGAAGGCCGACGCGGGCGGCGAGAAGGCCGAGGGGGAGAAGAAGGAUGAGAAGGAGGGCGGUGGAGACGGUCGAGAGAAGGAGAAGGAAAACGAGGGCACCGGUGGAGCGGCGGAGGACGCUGCGGCGGCGGCCGUCGGCGGCGCCGCAAAGGUGGUGGAUUUGAUGAAGAACGAGUUCUACUACUACUAUCCGAGAUACGGGGUGGGAUACGCGUACCCCCCUCACUCUUAUCUCCCUCAGGCUUAUCCUUACCCCCCUCAGAUCUUUAGCGAUGAGAACCCCAACGCGUGUACUGUUAUGUAAAAAUGGAGAAUGUCGGGGGGUGGGUGAGAUAAAAAUUUCUUUGCGGUAUCUACCCCGGCAAACAUAUAAUUAGAAAUAAGUAUCUCUUUUUGAGGUCUUUUUUUUUUUUUGCCUCUCUCCCAUGUAAGUAUUCUGUCUUUUUUUUCCCUUUCCUUUUGCCCCCUUUCUUAUCUCCUUUCAUCUUUAUCUCGUUAUUUUAUGAGAAAAAUCUGUUUGGCGAAUUGUAGAAUUUGGAUAUUUGUGCUUUCUUUCCAGUGAUAUGUUAGUUAAGCUCUAGUUGGUCUCUUUGGGCUGGUAUUUUGUGUAAGAAAUUUUUUACUAGUUCCAAGUUUUGGUGGGAAGCUUCU